Molecule: messenger RNA, 369 nt
Organism: Prorocentrum cordatum
Lineage: Eukaryota; Dinophyceae; Prorocentrales; Prorocentraceae
Source: the annotation of a GenBank genome assembly
AUGUCGUUUCCACAGCGGGGUUAUGACACGAUCUUUCAUUACAACAUGCGUAGCUCUAUGGGGUCGUCUUUAUACAAGAGUCUGCGAGGCGUAGACCAGGAGGAGCACCGCAAGUUGGCAAAGAACAACGAGUUCCUGCGGACCGAUGCAAUGAUCUACAUGGCUUUCCAUCUGGUUGCGUGUUGUGUUGCGAUCUUGACUUCUCUGCCCAGCUUUUGGUACGUUUAUUUCCACGCGAUCAUCACCCUCGCUGUGACCGCGAUAGUGAUCUAUAACGGCGCUAAGCGGUAUACCUACUACAUCACAAAAUUGUACAGCAGGAUGAUGGAGGAGGCCCUCAACGAGGUCGCCCUUGAAGCAGACCCCUAG